CUGUAAUUUAGAAUAUCAUUUUUUAAAAAAUCAAAAAGAUUGGAAUUAAAUUAGCUAGUAUCGAUUAGACGACCAAAUUUCUAGGAUGACGGCAAAAGGAACGACCACUUAUAGACAACAUAACAGGCCUUACAGGGAGGAUAGGAAGAGAAGAAAUGAACCGGAGGAUAGGCCUAAAAAGAAAUGGGGUUUCGCAUUCUGCUUUCUAUUCACCAAUCAGGCCGGCACAGUCAUUUUAUCAUUCUCAGGUGUAGCCCUCAUGAUCACUACGAUGCUAGUUCACUGGUACGCGCCAUCCCUCACUUCUGCAGGCGUAAAAGCACUGCAAAAUCUUUUGCUACAUAUAUACUUCCUAGUCAUGUUGACGGGAUUCGUUCUAGCCUUCGUCGCAGCCUACAUCGAAAAAGGAAUAUUGGCAAAAGUAGCGGCACUGUUAGUGUUGAUUGGUACUGUACUCUACUUGAUUUUCUUCAUAUUGUCUUUCUUGACUGAAUCAAUGGUCAUGCUGUAUGUUUGCCCGGAGAUGCGCUGCCCAGACCAUCACUGGCUUCAAGACUCCAUGUGGAGGGGCUAUGUCAUCUACUCUGAAAACAUUGAUCGAUAUCGAAAUAUCGAGAAGGAAAUAAGAAAAAUUGAAGAAAAAAUAAAUUCUGUUCUUGAGCGGGAACUCGCAUCAAAUGAAUUCAACAACUCUUACCAAUACGUUUUUCUUCAAGAUAUGUUUUCGAAAACCAAACCAGAAGAGAACAAACACUUCAAUUGUUCGUUAUUAGCAGCGGAAAACGUAACGGGCACCGUGACGGAACGUCCAAACCCAAAUGAUGACCAACCACCGAGUAUAGGAAAAGGACACUAUAUACGUUUGAUGUCACCGGGAAAUGAAGGCAAAAGCAUUCUAAUAGUUAUCUCGAUUUUUUUCGGACUUAUGAUUAUAGGAGCCUCGAGUGAGCUAAUUGACAUAAACCAGAGGUUAUGAAGAUAUGAAGCGGAAAAAACAAUGCACUGGUUGAAAUGGUUCAAAUCAGACACAUUCUGUUGCGUUUUCUCACUCCAAUCCGGAGCAGUCAUGUCCAUCAUGGUCCUAUCU
Nezara viridula (southern green stink bug) is the source of this 1087-nucleotide messenger RNA. The record is from the annotation of a GenBank genome assembly. Lineage: Eukaryota; Metazoa; Arthropoda; Insecta; Hemiptera; Pentatomidae.